CAGACCCCCUUCGAGGGCGCUUUGUUGGUGUUGUAUCGGUGUUCUGGGAGCCGCGAGCCGCUGCCCGGUGGCGGGGCUCUGUCCCCGUGAUAUCGGUCUCUGUCGGUAGCUGCAGCCGGGGAGCAGUCGGACAUGUCGCUAUCGGUGUCCGCUGGGCGUCUCGUCCGGUUUUUAGCCCGCUGAGAACUUUCCGUGCGCCCGUGAAGUGUCCGCGGUCCACGCAGCAGAUGAACCCUGCGGCUCAGGAGACGACGCUUCUCUAGGUCCGCCGUCCGCCAAUUUCCCCAAGAUGCAACCUGUGAACUGAGGGGCGGGAACAAUGCCGCGCACCAAACAGAACAACCCCAAAAACUUAAAAGAUAAAAUCGAAGAGGCCCAGAAGGAGCUCAAAGACCCCAACGGCUCGCAGAAGGCGAUAUCUGACAGCAGUCGGAGAAAUGCCGAUAACGUGAAGGGCCUGAAGAGGAAAAAGAUCGUUGCGGAGAAUCGUCUGGAGAAGCUUCCCAAAUCGCCGGUGAAGAAGCCCCUGCAGUUGGAAACCUCUGAAACCGCACUGCCCGGAGCAGCGUCCAAGGAGACUACACCUUCGUCAUGCUGCUCCUCUUCCAACAGUCCGUCCCCCAAUCCUUCCACGUCACCCAGUGGGAACAGAGACCCACAAUAUGCCCAACCAGUUGCGACGUCCCCUCUCGAGGGGUCACCUUCCCCCGACGCUGAAGGGCUGAAGCAGGAAGAGCCGACGUCCAGGCCGCCGUCACUUGAGGAGGACUCGUUGGUCAAAGCGUCUCCGUCUAAAGACGGCGAGAGCAGAGACCCCAGCUCUGAGGGAGACCCUUACCACGGCAGUGCCCCUCUUGAUGUUCUGCUUAAGGCCAUGGAGCCUGACUUCAGUACCCUGGCCCAGAGACAAGACUGCCUGCAGGUCGCAGCCAUCGUAAAACCAGCUUCCACCCUUAAUGCCCAAUCGGGUUGUGAACUAACAUCAAUGCCUUCUGUCAAUAUUGCUCUCCAGAGCCAACCUUCGCAUAUGCAGACGUAUUAUAUUGACAAGCAAGGCAACUUCAUUGGCAUUGCAGCCCCGCUACACACAUCGACACAGGGUACCCCCAUGCUGUCCUCUCCACUUACCGCGCCGCAUUUUAUGCCAGAAAAUCCGAGCUUGCACAUGAGCUUUCACACCGGACCCUCGACUAUAACCCAUGCGCCUGUUCCCUCAGGCGCCAACGCGUUGCCACAAAGCCAACCGCCAGUCGUCCACACGUGCCAGUCCCACUCGGCAAGUGUUCCCAGCACCACCCAGGUCCCAGUCACACCUUGCAGCAACCAAGUGCAGAUGAAUUUUGGUGCCGAUCAGGCUUCCAAGGACCAAAAGCCGAAGAAGCCUGGAAAGUACGUUUGUGAAUACUGCAGUCGGGCGUGUGCGAAGCCCAGCGUGCUGCUCAAACACAUCAGGUCUCACACAGGGGAACGACCAUACCCCUGUGUGACGUGUGGCUUCUCAUUCAAAACCAAGAGCAACUUGUACAAGCAUAAGAAAUCACACGCUCACGCUAUAAAACUGGGUCUCAUUGCACGCUCUGAAUCUGGAGGCGGCUCGCUCUCUCAAGAAUCGGACAAAGCCCUCGGGACGCAUUCGGAGGCGGAGGAGAGUGGGGACAGCGACGAGGACGGUAGCACCGCGGACCUGGACCCUGACUCGUCCCAGAGCAGUGUGGCAGCGCUGUCUGAAAAUAGUUUACAGAGUCUAGGUACAACCCAAGCAAGUCACGGGGAAGCGGACUCGUCGGCUGCGUUUGAGUCAAUUAAACCAGCACCGGGUCAGAGUGCCCAUGAGUCCAAAGCGACAGCUGCCCUUCCAAAAGUUGUCGUAUACCCAGUUAAUGUCUCCCCUCUCAGGGCAGAUAGCCCGAGAGUGACAUGUGCAGCACCCGAGCAAGCGGCUGCCCAACGGCAGCGAGAGUUCCAGACGGCCAACAUGAGAUCAGGCAUCACAGUGCUGUCGUCUCUCAAAGAGGUGGACGGCACGAACCCCUCACUAGACACCGUGAGUGAAGAUGAAGACCAACGGUGCAAGUCUCCACUGUUGGGUGGACACGCUCAGCUUCAGAGGCAACAAGCGACCGAUUUCUCUCAACAGCAGCAGGCCAAGUGUCUCCUCAGCCCUCGCAGUUUGGGAAGUACAGAUUCGGGCUACUUCUCACGCUCUGAAAGUGCCGACCAGGCGAUGAGUCCACCCAGCCCAUUUGUGAAGAUAACUCCACCGCUGGACAUUGACAUUGCCAAGAAUACCCUCCCCAGUGACCCUCCUGCGGUCGCAACAGUAAUGCACAUAGCCGCUGAGCAGAAGCCCCGAGCCACAGGAGGACAGAUGCGUCCGCCAUUGGAAGCCAAAGCACUAUCUCUGGAGGAACGGAUUUCAAAGUUGAUAUCUGACAACGAGGCGGUCGUUGACAACAAGCAGCUGGACAGUGUGAAGCCGAGGAGGACGUCUCUCUCAAGGAGAGGUAGCAUAGACUCCCCUAAAUCAUACAUAUUUAAAGACUCUUUUCAAUUUGAUCUGAAACCAAUAGGAAGAAGGUCAAGUUCCAGCUCGGACAUCCCCAAGUCCCCAUUUACUCCGACAGAUAAAUCUAAGCCAGUAUUUCUUCUCUCCGUACCGUCUCAAUACCCACCGAUGGAUUGUUUGCCAAUAACAAGAAGUAACUCUAUGCCUAUUACACCGGGACACUCUGCUCUUCCCCUUAAUGUUGCCCCCCUCCCCCACCCUCUGCGAAUUUGCCAGUCAUUUGAUGACAAAAUGAGUUUGUUUAAUGAUGAUGUAUUUUCAUCAACCCCAUCAACCCCAAAUCCAGCAAUACAUUCUCGUACCUUAGUCAGACAAGCAGCGGUGGAGGACUUUACCACGAGUGAGGGGCACGGCCUCCCUACUGUUCGGUCCAUGGACGAGGGCUAUCAUGGUGCGAGCAGUUCCACGGAGCUGAUGCAACGAAGCAGAUCUUUUGAGCACAGUCAAGACAGAAAUAGAAAGCCCCAACAGAACAAAGGCACCAUGUACGAGUGUGAAACGUGUCGCAAUCGGUACAGAAAGUUAGAAAAUUUUGAAACGCACAAGAAAUUCUAUUGCUCUGAGCUGCACGGUCCUAAAAACAAGCCGAUCACGGUGAAAGAAACCGAUCAAGACGUUUUUCACGUGAACACAACGCAGCCCGUAGUCCCGAGGUCAAGUAGUGGCUCAGGAAUACUUGAUCAGCAGAUAUCGAUAAGGAAGAGAAGGAAAAUGAAAAGCGUUGGAGAUGAGGACGAUCAAUCUCCCACCGACACCAUCCCACCUUGUUCAGUUAGUUUUGAUCUACCGACAGCUUUGGCAAAGCAGACUAUGUCGCAGCACGCUGUAAUAGUCGACAUACAGCCCCAAAACAAUCAGUCAAAGCUACCUCAGAUUCAGCUCUUAGCGAGAAGUAUUUCGGAUUCCAGACUGUCGCCAAUACGAGAGACCCAGAUCAGUACUUCUGCUAAAGGAGAAUUGCAACGGCAAGGCAGUGGUACUUCAGUCAUCAGACACACCAACUCGCUCAGCGGACCCAACUCAUUUGAAACUGAAUCUUUUGACAGGGCCUCUCCGGUUGAUAUCCUGGAGAAGGAUCCCCUCAACAAACUAAAAACUGAUGCAAUAGCAAAUGUUUCAGCUGACAGCUACCAUGAGAAAAUGUCCCAACUCAAGAAUGCCGACUGUGGAAAACAAAGGCAGGAGCAGUGCGCUGAUGGCGCGGCAGCAGCAGUUGGUGAGAACACGACUCCCGUCCAUCAGUCUCGUCUGGUACGUCAAAAUAACAUCCAAGUUCCUGAGAUUCUGGUCACGGAGGAGCCCGACAGAGAGCACGAAGCGCAGACCACUGAGCCGUCGGAUAAGCCUGCAGAUCAAUUCAGCUGGCCUCAGAGAAGUGAGAGUUUGUCAAAGGUACCGCCAGAGAAACUUCCGCCGAAAAAGAAAAGAAUUCGUCUGGCCCAAAUGGAUCAUUCGUCAGGGGAAUCCAGUUUUGAGUCCAGCCUCUCGCGAAGCCUCAGCAGGGACAGCAGUCUUUCUCGUUGUUCCAGCAUCUCGGCCUCUUUUGACAGAGAUGAGCAAUCUAGGUCAGAGAGUCCUUCCAGAGCGGAGUUUGUCAGCAAAGUGUCCGAGCCUAAAGGUUUGCCAAUAGCCUUCAACACCCUCGGCGUGCCCGGUAUGAUGAGGCGUGCGGCAUCUGAACAGAUCACGUGUACUCAACCAUCUGUGGAGAUUUCAUGCGACUACCGUAGCAAGUCCUUUGACUGUGGCAACGUGUCCCCCAGCAGAUCUCCGUCACCUGUUGGCAAGCCCAAAAGUGGACAAAUGCCCCAAGUUUCCCAGGUGCCACUUAUUGAAAGGAGGCGGGGGCCAUUAAUUCCCCAAAUGUCUUUAAAGAUAAGCCCAGAGAGUCAGCAACCUGUCCGAAAAGCUGUCAUUCCUCUAGAUAAACCUCCCGUUCCAAAUGUUAGCUCUUUAACCUCGAACAGAUCCCAGCAGAUUCACGUUGCCAAUAGGCGCGCCACGGCUCAGCCUUUCGUCCUGCACGCCGGAGAAGCACCCUUGCUAAAGAACGAGCAGGUGGUGCAAAGCAUCCAUUUGGGUAGCGCCACUCAGCAGCCUCAAGUCCACGGCCUUCCACACCCUUGGCAUCAAACAUCAAGGAUUCAAACAUGCCAAAAGAUACAACCACCUCUGAGCCAGAUCGUAGUGUGUCGUGAGAAUGUCCAAAACAAACCAGCCAACUCUGAAGAGAAGAAAGAGAAAAGUUUCGUGCCCAAAUACCAACUGCAGUGUCCCGCUCCGAGAGCAAGCCAAACAUUCUCAUUCUCCAGCACACAGGGCACGCAGACAGCCUUGCCAGUUUUAACUAUUCCUAUUGCUAAUCCGAUUUUGAGCACGUCGGACAUCCUCCAAAAUGUAUAUGUUGGCCAACCCAAUCAACACGGUUCUGAGAUUAAGUCACAGCCUGUUGUAUUGUCAGGUGCACAGCAGAGGGACCCAUUCAUACCGACCCGAACAGGUGCUGUACCGCUGCCACAGAUCCUCAUCACUCAUGAGCACAUGCACCCCGCCCCCAAUAAAAAUAGCGUCAUAUCCACUCACAGUGUAGAGAGCGAUACUCAUGCUGUACCAACGGUAAAGAAGGACAAGACCCAAGCGGUCAACACUCAUAACCAUACUGGUGACCAAGCCCCUUCUCUCGGGUCUUUACAUUGCACACAGAAACUGUGGUCGGUGACUCUUUGCCCACAGCAGGAACCCACGGCCUCAAGCAAACGAAUGCUGUCUCCCGCCAACAGCUUGGACAUCUACAUGGAGAAGCAUCAGAAACGGGCUAAGGAUGAGCAUGGCGUGGCCUGUCUGACCGACGGCGGAUCGGUCAACUAUCUCAACUCUAAGAUGUCGGAGGUGACCAGACAGCGGAAGUUGACGCUUGUUCGGCAGGUUUGCACGACUGAACCAGUGGACAGUCCCAUUGAAACUGAGGCCCCGCCUCUGCCGCAGGUUCAAACAGAUGAGGGGAAGGACUCGCAGGCGACUGAUGACGUGAAGCCCAUGUCGCCUGACAGUGCCGGGCUGAAUAAAGACACGAGCACUGUUAUUCAUGAGGAGGCCAGCCCUGGUAGCCAGGGCACCUCCAUGCCAGCUAAUAACACUCUGAAACCCGAAGAGAAAGCCCAGGAACAGAGAUGGACUCCCGCCAGAUCCCCCAUUAGACCCUCGAGCUUCCACGGUGGUCAGGUGAAACUGACCACGUCCGUGGUUAACAACAAAGACAGUCAUCGGCUGUCUUUCCCCAGCCUGAAGACGGCCACCACUUUCACGUGGUGUUUUUUGAUGAAGAGGAAACCUCUUCCUGUUCCACAGACCGACCUGAAGACGUCCGCCUACGUCGUCUGGAGCGUCAGCCCCAACAACCCCAACCUGCUGGGACUGCCCACCAAGGUGGUCAUGUCUCUGUUUGACUCCAAGCAGAGCGCCAAGAAAGUCCACUACACCUCGGCCAUCAAAACUAGCGGGAAGUCGGACAUCUUGUCUUACUCGGCCAAGCUGAAAGACGUCAUGCCCAGGGUGCCAAUAACCCAGAAGUCUGUAUCGGUUGAGAGCAGAAGUAAACAACCGGAAACUCCGGUCAGCAGCGAGUCGGACAAGGACGUGGCAUCAAAAACAGAACCGAGACGGGUCAAAAUAUUCGAUGGCGGAUACAAAUCCAAUGAGGAGUAUAUCUACGUCCGUGGGCGCGGACGCGGUAAAUACAUCUGUGAGGAAUGUGGGAUCCGCUGCAAGAAGCCGAGCAUGCUGCGCAAACACAUCCGCACCCACUCGGAUGUGCGGCCGUACCACUGCGUCCACUGCAACUUCUCUUUCAAGACCAAAGGGAAUCUGACCAAGCACAUGAAAUCCAAGGCCCACAGUAAGAAGUGCUUGGAGAUGGGGGUCCCCGAGGGUCUCAUUGAGGACCAGGAUGCAGAGGACUCAGGCGACCGGAGUCAGGUGAGCAGCGUCGACCGCCAAGAUUCCGACGGGGACGACUCCGACGGCGCCGACGACGAGGAGAACGACGACAACGAGGAGGAAGAGGAGGACAGCCAGGCGGAGUCGGGCCUGUCCACCAACCCGUCCGUCUCCGCCAGCCCUCAGCACUUCCCUUCCCGAGAGGCGGAGGUGCCGCCGAGCGCUCUGCUGGCCAAGAUGUCAAUCUGCUCCGUCCUCCUGCCGCUGUCCUCCGAGUCCCACGCGUCGGACUCCGAGUCGGUCCCCAUGAUGAGCCCCGUGUCCCUGAGCAAGCAGAUGUUCCUCUCGGGGUCGUGCUGCGGCUCGAUGGCCCUCCCGUACUCCCCUCCGCCCGCCGCCGCCACGCUCGACUCCUACACCUCGGACCCGGAGUCGGUGCACAUGAUGAGCCCGGUGUCCCCGUGCAGGCAGAUGUCCAUCGACUACCCGGACUUUGACGGGCCCCCGAGUCCCCCAGUGACAGGCCGGGGCCCCAAGCUCGGCCAGGACACCUCCUCUGCACCUCCUGCUCCGGCGACCAGCGAGUCGGGCGUCCCCGUGAACCGCAGCACUCAGACUUCCUGUUCCGCCUCUCCAGGCUUCAUGCACUUCCCCCCACGGGGGCGACCCCGACCGCCGGGGGCCGACGCGCACCUGUUCAGCCACCUGCCCCUGCACUCCCAGCAGCCCUGCCGCUCCCCCUACAGCACGGUGCCGGUCGGGGGGAUCCAGCUGGGGCCCGCCGGCCUGGCGGCUCACUCCACCUUCGUCCCGGCAGUGAGCGUCAUUCACCGGACCGCGAGCCCGUCGCCGGCCGCCGACACUCCCCCCCAUCCGGAGGGCUUUCUGAGCCCGCCGCUCGUGAUCCAGGAGGCGGUCGGCAGCGGCGUGCCCCGCUUCCCCCCGCGGCAGACGAUCCCGCCGGUGGGUCUGGAGACGCUGAACCUCCUGGGGCUCAGCGGCACGGCGUCCACCCGGCUGCUGGCCCAGCAAGGACUCGCCCUCGGGCUGCAGGUGUUGGCGGCCGGCGCCGGCCCCCAGACUCACGCCCCGGCAGCUCUGCAGAUAGUCAACAUCGCCCUGCCCGCCGCCCUCAUUCCCUCCCUCGGCCCGCUCGCCGCCCUCGGCCCUUUCCCCGAGGCUCAGAGCGAACACUGGCGCCUCGGCCCCGCACGGAGCCGCGCGCCCGCCUCCCCGCUUCAGGUCGGCGGCGGUCCGGACGUGGCCUCGGGCGGCAGAGCGGAGCACGCACAGACUGCGGAGAAGUCGCCGCGGCGGCAUCGGUCGCCGGACGCCGCUAAGGAGUCACCGGCCGAGGGAGCGAGCGACCCUGCACCCCCUAGACGCCCCCCGCCCGUGGCCAGCUGGCAGCGGGCGACCGAGGACGACGACGAGGUGUCCAGCGAUGAUGAAGACAGACUGGUCAUCGCCACCUGAACGCCCCGGACGCUCCUCUCGUUCCCUUUUUGUAAUCCUCGUCACUUUGUAAGACUGAAAACACUUUCAGGAGGUCUGCUCGGUGCAGAUCUCCGUCCAAAGCACAGACGCUGACCUUCAUAUUGUACGUGCAAUCACAGAAAUUAUAAUAAUGACCAAUCAUUUUGAUUUUUUGUCGGCUCCAGACAAUUUCGUUUUUUUGUACAUGUUGUAUAGACGAUCGUGCCUUUAUGGAGUUUCUUGUUUCGGAACCUGUACAUACACUCAGUCGUUGCUUGUGUUUAUUUCAAAAAAAUGGAAGUAAAGAGACAAAUGGAGGGUAUGAAUUUAAUUUUGGAAGAUUUGUCAUUCGUAAAUUAAAUUUAUGAAAUUAUAAAUGUCGUACUGGUAUAAAUGUACAUUUCUAUGGAUUAUUGGGCAAUGUUUCUGUGUACAGAUGUUGUGUUCAACUAUUUAUUAUAAUCCACCUAGUGCCCAUUAUGAUUCAUAAAUCCAUAGCUAUGUGCAUUAUGGUAGCUUUACAUUGCUGUAUCAAUAUUCUUAACUGUAUCAGUAAAAAUUUGUUUACAAACAUUAAAGUGGUGUCACCGUA
Molecule: messenger RNA, 8570 nt
Organism: Pseudoliparis swirei
Lineage: Eukaryota; Metazoa; Chordata; Actinopteri; Perciformes; Liparidae
Gene: hivep1
Product: HIVEP zinc finger 1
Exons: 9
Coding region: 320-7978 (2552 amino acids)
Biological process (GO): regulation of transcription by RNA polymerase II
Cellular component (GO): nucleus
Molecular function (GO): RNA polymerase II cis-regulatory region sequence-specific DNA binding; DNA-binding transcription factor activity, RNA polymerase II-specific; zinc ion binding
Source: RefSeq, a predicted model, not a curated record